Cylicocyclus nassatus is the source of this 448-nucleotide messenger RNA. The record is from the annotation of a GenBank genome assembly. Lineage: Eukaryota; Metazoa; Nematoda; Chromadorea; Rhabditida; Strongylidae.
AUGCAAGCUCUACAGACCAUUACUUAUAAUAAGACAAAUAAAAGACGCAUGGGGUGGGCGUGGACACCGUGGGUACAGUCGGCUGGGGCAACAGUGACACUUCGCUGUGGCGAUAAACCGUUCCAUGAUGCGAAAGUAUGGUUGAUUGACGCGCAGGCUUUACCUGGUAGGAUGAUCAAUACGUUAGGUGGACCCGUCAAACCGGACAAAUUUGGAAAACUCAAAGUUGAAGGCCGUGCUAUAGAGGCAACUGAAAUCGAACCAAACCUCUUCAUCGAGCAUAUGUGCCUUGGGGUGCCAUGGAAUUUGUGCCUGGGCUUGCCACCAGAAUUUAUAAACUAUGGCCCUAAACCAAAGAAAUACUGGCAUAUCAAAGUGGAGCUCUCCGAUGAUGACUUCAUGUUCAUAUCAAGAUGCCGAUCUGACAUAUACCCGAAAUGACAUAUAA